Messenger RNA from Hypanus sabinus (Atlantic stingray), 7464 nucleotides. Its product is annotated as mucin-2-like. Lineage: Eukaryota; Metazoa; Chordata; Chondrichthyes; Myliobatiformes; Dasyatidae. The record is from RefSeq and is a predicted model, not a curated record. Gene Ontology annotation, cellular component: extracellular matrix. Gene Ontology annotation, molecular function: protein binding. The transcript has 39 exons. Bases 381 to 7247 code for a protein of 2288 amino acids.
CAGCUGAGACUUAAUUGUCCAUGUAGUCAUUCCCUAUUGCCUGACUUAGAAACUGACGAAGAAAGGAUACUGAAUCAAACGCAGUUUUGCCCAAUACAUCAAUAGAGAUAAAAAGACUUCAUGAUAUGUUGCAGAAUUUUUAAUGUUAUUUUCAUAUCAUUAUUAUUUAUAGAGUAACUUUGCCAUAUAAUGACAAGGUGAUCAAAAUUCAUAAUAAUGGAAUUAACACCAGAAUUACAAACAAGAAGAAUUCCGUAUCGCUGCUCUGGAAUGGUAACGAUGCACUGUCGCUAAAACUUCACCCUAGAUACAGUGGACGUGUUUGCGGACUCUGCGAAAAUUUUGAUAAGAAGAAAAACAAUAAACAGACACUUAAACAAAUGACUGUAUCCACUAUUUUGAGUGAGUCUGUUUCAACCACCAGUUGCAAAGUCGAUGUACCUGAAAUUGCUUUUUGCUCAGAAGCCUUGAAAUGUAUUGAAACUCUCUCAAACCAUCUCAGUUCUUGUGAAAAUUCUGAGAGUUACUCCAGCUUAUGCAUAUUGGACAACUGUGCUUCUCCAAGAAAUCCUUCCGAUCACUGCCCUGUUUUACAACAGUUAGUAAGUCAGUGCAACCCUCAGGAUAUUCUGCCUGGUUGGAGGAAAACCUCAGGAUGUGAAAUUCCUAAAUGCCCUGGGGAUCAGAUCUACAAUGAAGCUGGUCAACCAAUUAUUCCAACUUGUACAAAUCCAGAUCCACAACAGAUUGACACUCCUGAAAUAACUUGUGAAUGUCCAAAAGGCACCGUUCUUGAUAAUAUAAGACGUAAGAAUGAAUGUAUUAAAAAAUCGGAUUGUCCAUGUGAAUAUGGUGGAGAGAUUUAUAACGCUGGAGGAAAAAGAAGUACUGAUUGCGAAACAUGUAUUUGCAACAGUGGCAUUUGGGUAUGUACUCAAAGGGAGUGCCCCAGGAGAUGCAGAGUGGAGGAAGGAACACAUAUUUCAACAUUUGAUGGUAAAAGCUAUAAUCUGAGAAAAGAUUGCACAUACAUUGCAGUUCAGGGAGAUUCCUGGAGCGUGACGAUUCAAUUGGAUUUAUGCCACGAAGCAACUCGACAUAUAUGCCUACGGCGUGUUGUAUUUUCUAGGAAUCAGAUCUCAUAUGCAUUCAAUAACAAUGGUGAUGUUACUCUGGAUGGAGAAGAAAUUGCACUUCCAUUGAAAAGGGAUGGAACUACAAUAUUCAAACAAUCAUCAUAUUUCAUUCAAUUUGAAACAACACACGGGUUGAAAAUGCAAAUACAAAUUUCUCCCAUUAUGCAGCUUUACAUUUCACUGCCGAGUAAUAAUGAUCAAAGUUUAAAAGGUUUGUGUGGCAACUCCAAUGGCAAUGCUGACGAUGACUUCACAACUCCGCAGAAUAUGGUGGAAAGCUCACAUCUCAUAUUUGCUGCUUCAUGGGCUAUUGGCUCUAAAUGCAAGCCUGAUAAGGAACCACCAACAUGCAUCAGUUCAGAAAGUGAAUACUAUGCCAAAGAACAUUGUUCCCUAUUGAAGCGCAAUGACAAUAUACUUGCUCAAUGUCAUCACACAGUAGAUUACAGUGAAUACUAUCAGAUGUGCAAGAUUUCCACAUGCAACUGCCGGAAUAUUAAUCAUUGUAUCUGUGCUGCACUGGGGUCAUAUGUCCAUGCCUGUGCUGCAAGAGGUCUCAUACUGAACGAUUGGACUGGAGGAAUUUGUAAUAAAACCUGUGAGAACAAUCAAGUUUUUGGCACUAACGUGACAGCCUGUAACCGUAACUGCAGAUUUCUAUCAAAAGAUGAUUUCACCUGUAAUGUGAAGGAUACUCCAGUUUAUGGCUGUGGCUGUCCUGAGGGCAAGUACAUGAAUGAAAAUGGAUUCUGUGUAAAUAGUGAAGACUGUUCAUGUUUUUACAAGGGCGUAUAUAUUCAACCUGGAGAGAGAAUUAAUAAUUGUUACUGUGAAAGUGGUUCAAUCACCUGCAAUGAAAUUACAACCACGGUUGCUCCCAAAGUGUGUAAAAGGGGAAAGGAACUUCUUCGUUGUCCUACUGAUGGAGGUCCAGCUCGUUGUGGAAAGAAAUGCAGAAACUUGGAAUCAGCAUGUCCAGACAAAUGUGUAUCUGAAUGUAUUUGUCCUGAAGGGAAAGCUGAAGAUGAUGACGGAAACUGUGUUUCCCCUGAAACUUGCCCUUGUUUAUUAGAAGGAAUCAGUUAUCCCAAAGGAAAAGUUAUUGAAGAUAAUUGCAAAAAAUGCACUUGCCAAGGUGGAAUGUGGCAUUGUACUGAGAAGCCAUGUUCAAAGACCUGUCAAGUUUAUGGUGAAGGUCACUACAUAACUUUUGAUGAUUUGCGAUUCAAGUUUGAUGGCAAUUGUGAAUAUAUAUUAGUAGGGGACCACUGCAAUGGAAAAGAUGGAACAUUCCAAAUACUUAUAGAAAGUGUUCCUUGUUGUGAAAAUGGAGUGACAUGCGAAAGAAAGGUUAAAAUUAUUCAUCAGGGUGAAGUAUUAAUUUUGGAAGAAGGAAAAGUAAAAGAGUCCUUUGAAAAUUCCAGUUCACGUUGCCUUGAUUCCUAUUCAGUUCACACCAUUGGCCUUUAUUUAAGCAUUACAUUUCCCAAUGGAAUCAAUGUGAUAUGGGACAAACACACAAGGCUUUCAGUCACACUGGAUCGACACUGGAAGGGCAAAGUGUGUGGUCUCUGUGGAAACUUCAAUGGUAAGACUGAUGAUGACCAAAGAACAAAAUCCAACUUUGAAGCAAGUAAUCCCAUUGAGUUUGGAAACAGUUGGAAAACUACAGAAUCAUGUCCCAGUUCACUGGAUCAAAGUUUUCCUUGUGAGGAUAAUCCAUUUUGUGCUGCGUGGGCAGGAAAAAAAUGUUCCAUUAUUAAAAAUGCAGAUGGAAUCUUUCAACAAUGUCACAAUAAGGUUGACCCUGACCCAUACUAUGAAGCUUGUCUUGAAGAAGCGUGUGCCUGUGAUAAGGAGGGGAAGUAUCUGGGAUUCUGUACUGCUGUAGCAGUGUAUGCAGAGGCUUGCAAUCAAGUUGAUGUUUGUGUUCGCUGGAGAACACCUGAACGAUGUCCUGUAUACUGUGACUAUUAUAAUGGCGGCAAUGAAUGCACCUGGCACUACCAACCAUGUGGAACAUUAACAGUUAAAACAUGUUCUGAUCAUUCAAUUCGAAAAAAACUUUCUGCAGUUCUUGAAGGCUGCUAUCCAAAGUGCCCAGAGACUGCUCCUUAUCUGGAUGAAAAUAACAUGAAAUGUGUCAAGCAAGAAGAGUGUACCUGCUACUUCAACGGUCAAAUAUAUAAUGCAAAUGAUACCAUAAUUGAUUGUCGACACUGCAAAUGCACCAAAGGAAAGGUUGAAUGUGAAAUUACGACGACGACUACACCAACAACGACAUCAACACCACCAACCACAACUCCAACACCAACCACAACUCCAACAACCACAACAACAUCAACACCAAGCACAACACCAACAACUCCAUCCACAACACCAACCACAACAUCAACAACCACAACAUCAACACCAAGCACAACACCAACCACAACUCCAACCACACCAACCACAACAUCAACAUCAACCACAACAUCAACACCAAGCACAACACCAACACCAAGCACAACACCAACCACAACAUCAACAACAACCACAACAUCAACACCAAGCACAACACCAACAACUCCAUCCACAACACCAACCACAACAUCAACAACCACAACAACAUCAACACCAAGCACAACACCAACCACAACACCAACCACAUCAACAACACCAACAACAACAACCAUAACAUCAACAACUACCACAUCAACUCCAACAACAACUCCAACUAUAACACCAACAGGAACUCAAACAACAUACACAACUCCAACCACAACACCAAUCACAAAAUCAACAACAACAACCACAACACCAACGACAACUCCAACCACAACACCAACUCCAUCCACAACACCAACACCAUCCACAACACCAACCACAACAUCAACACCAAGCACAACACCAACCACAACAUCAACCACAACAACAUCAACACCAAGCACAACACCAACAACAACCAUAACAUCACCAACUACCACAACACCAACCACAACAACCAUAACAUCAACAACUACCACAACACCAACAACUCCAUCCACAACACCAACCACAAUAUCAACAACCACAACAACAUCAACACCAAGCACAACACCAACCACAACUCCAACCAUAACACCAACCACAACUCCAUCCACAACACCAACCACAACAUCAACAUCAACCACAACACCAACAACUCCAACCACAACAUCAACAACCACAACCACAUCAACACCAACCACAACAUCAACAACCACAACAUCAACACCAAGCACAACACCAACCACAACAUCAACACCAAGCACAACACCAACAACACCAUCCACAACACCAACCACAACAUCAACACCAAGCACAACACCAACCACAACAUCAACCACAACAACAUCAACACCAAGCACAACACCAACAACCAUAACAUCACCAACUACCACAACACCAACCACAACAACCAUAACAUCAACAACUACCACAACACCAACUCCAUCCACAACACCAACCACAAUAUCAACAACCACAACAACAUCAACACCAAGCACAACACCAACCACAACUCCAACCAUAACACCAACCACAACUCCAUCCACAACACCAACCACAACAUCAACAACAACCACAACAACAUCAACAUCAACCACAACACCAACAACUCCAACCACAACAUCAACAACCACAACAUCAACACCAAGCACAACACCAACCACAACCACAACUUCAACCAUAACACCAACCACAACUCCAUCCACAACACCAACAACCACAACAUCAACAACAACCACAACAACAUCAACAUCAAACACAACACCAACAACUCCAACCACAACAACAUCAACACCAAGCACAACACCAACAAUAUCAACAACAACAACCAUAACAUCAACAACUACCACAUCAACUCCAACAACAACACCAACUAUAACACCAACAGGAAUUCAAACAACAUCAACAACUCCAACCACAACAACCACAACACCAAUAACAACACCAACCACAACAUCAAUUCCUUGUGCAGGUUAUUGGUCAUCUUGGAAAAAUAGCAAUGAACCCAAUGCAACAAACAGAGGAGAUCAUGAAUCACCAGAGGGUCUCUGUAAUCCCAGUGACAGACCUAGUAAUAUACAAUGUCAAUCUGUUAGAUCCCCAAACAAACCAAUCUCUGAAACACGUAACGAUGUGAAAUGUGGCUUGCCUGAAGGACUUACAUGCAUUCCAUCAUCCGAUGAAUUCAUGUGCCCUGACUAUGUAAUUAGAGUAUGUUGUGUCCUUUUCAGUACAACAUCAACAACCACAACUCCAACCAUCAGCUCAACAACUAUUUCAACCACAACUCCAACAACUUCCCCAACAACUACAACAAUCACCACAACUGUUUCAACAACACCAACCACCACAACAACCACAACUCCAACAACCACCUCAGCAACUGUUUCAACCUCAACACUAUCAACCACCCCAACAAGCAUCUCAGCAACCACCCCAACAAUCCCUUGUGUCUGUAACGUGAACCAAGAACAGCAGUGCACUGGGACCUGGACUGAAGACUGUACUAUCAAAAGAUGUGACAAUGGAACAACUGUAACUGUUAAACGAUGUGGAAAUGAAAAGCCUAAAUGUGGAAACAAUUUAACACCCAUUGAAGUAAUAAAUGAAUGUGGCUGCCCAGGCUGGGAAUGUGGAUGUGAAUGCAAGGUGUAUGGUGACCCUCAUUAUAUAACCUUCAAUCAGCUAUCUUAUGAUUUUUACAAGGAUUGCACCUAUAUUCUUAUGGAAGAACAGCAACCAAAACACAACUUGCGUGUUCUAGUAGACAAUUACUUCUGCUUUCCUUAUGUACCUUUUUCCUGUCCAAAAGGAUUAAUCAUUUUUUACAAUAAAGUUCAUCUCACCAUUUCAACCCAUGAUGGCAAUGUGUUAACGAUUGGUGGAAUUAAAACAGGAAUUCCCUACAGAAGUGAUGGAAUAAUGAUAAAUGAAAUGUCUAAUGGCGGUGUAAAGAUUUACUUCACUGCUAUUCAAACAACAAUUAUUGCUCGGCGGUUUCAUUUUAAGAUAAGUGUUCCAGGACAACACUUCUUUGAAAAUACCCAAGGACAGUGUGGCACCUGUACAGAUGUUCCUGAUGAUGACUGCACGAGACCAAAUGGGACAAAGGAGGCUACUGACUGCUGUCCCAUCACAGCAUUAGAUUGGAAAUAUGAUGACCCCAACAAGCCACAGUGUAAAACAGCUCGUACAGAUGAAAGUUGCAUUAAACCCACAGCCACACCAACACCCUGCAGUCCCCCUGAGACCUUUUGUGAGACCAUUUCAAAAAACAUAUUUAAAGAUUGCACAGAGGACCAGCUUAAGCCUUAUUAUCACGGUUGUGUAACAGACUAUUGUCUAACAAAAAAUGCAAGUGUUGUCUGCGCCACCAUAGAAUCUGCUGCUGAAAGUUGUAACACAAACACAUGUGUUGACUGGAGAUCCAGUUUAGAUAUUUGUAAAAUGGAAUGCAAGGAAAAUUUUGUUUACAAGGCUUGUGUCCAGAAAUCUGAUGAUUAUUGUGAGAAUAGUGCAAUAAUAAGCGGAGAAGAUCUACUUUCUUAUGAAGAAGGCUGUUACUGCCCAACCGGAAUGAUGAGAUCUGAAGACAAGACGAAAUGUGUUUCAUCAUGUUGUCAGGACAAGGAUGGAAACCGAAUACCGUUAAAUAACGUAUGGAAGGAUGAGAAUGAUAAUUGCAUUUUCCACAAUUGCACUAGAUGGGGCAUUUUAACAACUGAAAAGACAUGUCCCUCCAAGGUUCCUUGCAAAGAGUCUGACAAGAUAUGGGAUGACGACCACUGCUGCUACACGUGUCAUUCAAGUACAUGUAAGCAGAUAGCUAAAGCAACCACCAUCACGAAAGUAAUCAACGGUACAACCUAUACAGCAGAAGUUGAAAUGAAUAUCUGUCAAGGGAAUUGCCCUGGCAUAACUGAAUAUAACCCUAAGACAGACAAAAUUGACCAUCAAUGUGAGUGCUGUCAAGAAACACAGACGGAAACAAAGAGCGUGGACCUGAGUGCUCAAAAUGGUGCAUCAACAAUUUCGUACAGUUACCUCCAUAUUAAGUCUUGUGACUGUAAGAAGACCAUCUGCCCUACGCCGGCUACUUUUUAAACAACUUUUCUAGAUGAUGAAGCCUAAUACUAAGCCCAAUUCUCUUUUUCCUUCUGAUAAAAAAAAUAUUCAUUGCAUUUUGCCAAUCACAUUAUGUUUCGAAAGAAUGCUUCUAAUUGAUCUCUAAAUUGAGAGAAAAAUAAAUGUAACAUUAGCUACAUUGCUGCAUGAACUUUUUAAAUUGUACUUAAUUGCUAAAGCUUAUCAAUAAAUAACU